Phytophthora sojae is the source of this 675-nucleotide messenger RNA. RefSeq lists its product as hypothetical. The record is from RefSeq and is a predicted model, not a curated record. The transcript has 2 exons. The annotation marks the transcript as partial. Lineage: Eukaryota; Oomycota; Peronosporomycetes; Peronosporales; Peronosporaceae.
AUGGAAGUCCAGGGUAUCACCAAGGGCAAGGCGACGACGACUCGGAGGGCGUCUGUGAAGAUUACGCUCGGAUGGGAGCGUGUUUACGUUUCUGAGAUGUGGAUCAUCGACCACAACGCAGGCGUCGACGUGGUGCUAGGCACCGACUUAAUGAUCCCGGCUGGGAUCCGGUUGGACCUCUUCAACGCGGCGGCCAAGCUCCCGGACGAAGUGAUGAUCCCGCUGAAUCAAGACGCAGAACAUGGUCGACGAGGCCGAAUGGGUCCAUGUCAACGGGGGCCCGGUCGACAGUUCCGAAUGCAACGGAAACGUCCGUCCCCGACGACUCACGUGCCGUGGAUCCGACGGACCGACAAGCUCAUCCCUACGGUGAAGCGGUUCCACAAGGGACAUCCGCAGCGGAUCCGACUGACGAACCUUGACAACCGGCUCACGAUCUGUCCGGCUCACACAACCUUCGUGGUGUGGGUACCAAUCGGGUCGUUGCCGAAGUCUGAGGGAUAUGUGCGGCUCGACUCUGACAAGUAUAGGGAAUGGCAAGUCCUUGCCUACGAGGCCGCCCGCGAUAAGACGCUGCUCAAGUGGGAAGCCGAGCUUUACGCUCAAUGGUUAGCUGCCCAGCCGUCGGCAGUGGAUCGACCCGAGUAUCCCACUCCAAAAGGGCUGCUCCGACGG